This is a messenger RNA of Poecile atricapillus (Black-capped chickadee), 2390 nucleotides long. RefSeq names its product GSG1 like (gene GSG1L). The coding region runs from base 284 to 2098 and encodes 604 amino acids. The record is from RefSeq and is a predicted model, not a curated record. NCBI's taxonomy places the organism in Eukaryota, Metazoa, Chordata, Aves, Passeriformes, Paridae. The transcript has 7 exons. Gene Ontology annotation, cellular component: plasma membrane.
UCAGCGCGCUGAAGCUCGGCGGCUGCGAGGGACCGGCCCCGCUCCGGCAGCUGCGGAGGCUCUAACGCACAAAGACAGCGCUUCAAGGCUAGGGGAGAAUGGGAGCCUGCCUGCACGGCUUCCUCCACCGCUUCCACGGCGCACUGCGAGAGGCUGAGAGUUUUGGUGCCUGGACAACUGGAUUCUGAAUCGUGAGAGGCUUUGAAACCCCCCCCCCUCCCAAAUAAAACAAACCCCUUUGACUUCUUCUCUCAGCAGGAGGGGGAGGGAGGGCGGAUUUACCAUGAAGACAAAUCGAAGAUGCAGAGCCCUGCUAGCAGUGAGUCUGAAUCUGAUGGCUCUCCUCUUCUCUACAACAGCUUUUAUCACGACCCACUGGUGUGAGGGCACACAGAGGGUCCCCAAGCCGAGCUGUGGGAAAGAGAAGAAGACAAACUGCCUCAACUACGGCGGGAAUGAGACUGCAAAUGAGACGAACCAGAAUGUGGUUCAUUACAGCUGGGAGACGGGAGAUGACCGCUUCCUUUUCAGGUAUUUCCACACUGGGAUCUGGUACUCCUGUGAGGAAAAUAUCAAUGCUGCUGGUGAAAAAUGUCGAAGUUUUAUUGACCUUGCCCCGGCUUCUGAAAAAGGUGUGCUGUGGCUCUCAGUGGUGUCCGAGGUGUUGUACAUCAUGCUGUUGGUCGUCGGGUUCAGCCUCAUGUGCCUCGAGCUCUUUCAUUCAAGCAGUGUCAUAGAUGGGCUCAAGUUAAAUGCCUUUGCUGCUGUCUUCACUGUGCUUUCAGGUCUCUUGGGGAUGGUGGCACACAUGAUGUACACUCAAGUUUUCCAAGUGACAGUCAGCCUUGGGCCAGAGGACUGGCGACCACAUUCCUGGGACUAUGGAUGGUCCUUCUGUCUGGCGUGGGGCUCCUUCACCUGCUGCAUGGCGGCCUCCGUCACCACCCUCAACUCUUACACUAAGACUGUCAUUGAGUUCAGACACAAGCGCAAAAUCUUUGAGCAGGGCUUUCGAGAAGAGCAGAACUUCCUAGACCAGGAAGCCAUCAAGUACUUCAGAGAAAGGGCUUCACAACACCCAGCUCUAAGUGUCACUAGCCCGCAGAGGAACAGGAGUGACCAUAAUGCUCAGAAAAUACCCCCAUUCGCUACGUCAAGCUCUUCCAGCGACACAUCAAGCAGCUCUUCACUCUCAUCAGAACCAACCAGCCAGAUCUCCAUGGUUCAGGAUCAAACCCUGCUGGACAUCACCUCCAUCACUAGAUUGGCCCCAGGGGAAUCACCAAACCCUCAACCACUUGAGCAAAGAGAUACAAAUUUAGCAAUAUCGUGUUCCAGCCCACUCGGAGCAAGGACUAUUCCAGCAUCUUGCCCAGCCAGCCUCAGGCUCAAUCUAACACCCAGCUCAGCCAAGCCACAGCAAUACUCUGACUCCUCUCCUGUCAGCCCAGGGAUCAGUGCAGCUUCCUUCUCCACCUUCUGUCCUCACACAGCACAAAACGUACGAGCUUCAGCUUCAGAUCACACACUGACCCCAACCAGGACAAGCACAAGGCCUCCAGCAACAGCGACUCCUGAAGAGAGUUCCCAGGCUCCUGGCUAUUCUAAAACUGAAUUAAAGAAUACAGGAAAGGGGUUUGAAUCAGAUCUGGAAGAUCCUGAUCAUGAGAGGAGAUUUGUAACCACACAGGAAUUCCAAGCCAUGGAGAAAGAGCUAGAGGAUGUAAAGGAAGACCUGAAAUGCCUGAAGUGGAAGGUGAGACACAUCGGGGAGACGGUGCAGCCCCUGGCUGAGGACAGCAAGAGGUACAACGGCUACACCCUGACGGAGCUCAAGGCCAUGGUGCAGUUUGAGGAUGACCCUUACAAGGCUGCCCACAAGAUCCUCACCGUCCUCUUCAGCGAUGUCUACUGGCCACAGCGCCCAGCCGCCGAGCAGGCCUGCAACUCCCGCUCCCUGCCCAAGCCCAAAAUAGACCCAGAGCUGUACAUGGUCUACUGUGACAUUCUGAAAAGCAUAUUCCCUGGAAUUAGCAGCCAGACCUUGAGGGAAGAGACACAACACAUGCAGAAAGGCACCCAGAGAGCAGUGCAGUAGCACCAGAGCCCAGGGGUGUUGAGCAAGGCGCCAGGUCUGCGGUGAUUUCAGAGACUGGACUGUGGUAGCUCCCGUCGGUUGAGUCUGUCCCUUUUAGGUAUGGAUUGUCUGGGAAGGUGUUGCUGAGCUCUGAGCCCUCAUGCCACUUGCCCAGUGACACAGACUGGGAGGGCAUCCUGCACUCUUCCCAUAUUUUAGAAAACAAUUGCUCCUUUGGUGUCUCUUUCAAUCUAUGGACGUUUCCUUGUUUCCAGCAACUACAAAUGCUGACAAAAGAAUCCCACGAAGGCGU